AUGCAUUUAAAUCGACGUGGUCUAGAGCGAUUGAAUCAUCAUCGAGUUGAUUGUUGUCCUAGUAAAAUUAAAAGUUCACAAAAACAUUCAAAAGUUUUACAAAAAAUAAAAACCUCCAGCAAUGGAGACAGCUUAUUUUUUUUCAACAAAGAAUCAAAUAGAUCCGAUCUCCGCAUAGUUUCUUGAGGAAAAGUUUUUAAAAAAUCACAAUUAAUAACAUAAUAAAAAAGAUUAUAAAAUGGACAAAAUAAUAAAAAUGGACAAACAAAAAGA
Messenger RNA from Meloidogyne enterolobii, 273 nucleotides. NCBI's taxonomy places the organism in Eukaryota, Metazoa, Nematoda, Chromadorea, Rhabditida, Meloidogynidae. The record is from the annotation of a GenBank genome assembly.